This is a messenger RNA of Porites evermanni, 7866 nucleotides long. Lineage: Eukaryota; Metazoa; Cnidaria; Anthozoa; Scleractinia; Poritidae. The record is from the annotation of a GenBank genome assembly.
AUGCUGGUCAGGUAUAUCUCGAAGGUAAUUACACAUUAUACAUGUAUGUACAAAAAAAGGAAAAUAUUACUGCAUCGAAGUAUCUGGGUCGUCGUGGAUACGGACAAGCUGAAACCCUCCAUAAUGUCGCAGUUCCGUUUAACCUAUAUAUUUUACAAAAUGAUAAUCAGAAUAGGUUUAUAUUUUUGCUUUCAAUUUGGCCUUCCUUAGGGGUUUGUCAAGAGUAGCCUGAGUAUCAGGCGUUUCAAGGGGGCAAAGAGAAAGAGAGAAGCGAAAAGGGGAAAUAGCGAAGGUAGAGAAACGCCUAACACAAAGUGACGCUUUUAUGGAAGCCUCCCACCCUCACACAGAGUGAUUUAGUUGUAGCCAAUCAACUAGAGCUGUUAUCAGAGUAACAAACUGUCAUGUGCCAGCCUCAAUCCAUUAAGGAGCUUUUUUAAAAAAAAAUGUUUGAGCGGAUAUAAAUAUAUGCCUUUCAAAGAGCAAGUAAAAUACGACGACUGUCAAAUGCGUAGUAUACAUUAAAAACGGCCGCUGGAUAUAUAAGAAAAUUUAUAAUAUUCAACGCAAUUUAUCUCCCGUUGUCGUUUCUCUCUUCUCCUCCCCACCACCGCCCCUAUCCCCAUAAACGCCUGAUACUAACUGAUACUGAGGCUCUCCGGUAUUACGUUUGAAAUGAAACAGGGGCAUCCAAUGACCGUUUUCUGUAAAAUAUCUGUUCGGAGAAGCAAACAUUGCCUAGAAUUUGUCUUCUGCUUGAAGACGACUAAAAAUUUCUCGAUGAACGUUCUAUUCAUGUACAAUUUUCGAAGUUUAUCUAAUAAAUUCCCUACGAUUUUCUGAAGUUUAAUUUUUCAUAUUUUACUACCCAGGUUACACUAUUUUCCUUAGAAAAAGGAAACCUAAAAUUUUCGGAUUCAAAAAUGCGAUGGAGCGGAGGAAUCAGAAAAAUUCUCACUUUCGUAAAACGUUAAAUUGCACCUAAAAUUUUCGGAAAAUAAUACUGAAGCCCUUGUAAUUUCGAAAAGACUUAAGUUCCCCUAGGAUGACCGAAAAGAUAAAAUUUUUUUAGCGUCGCUUAGAAUGUAUUUCUAGAAAUCUAAAAGGACUCUGGAUAGUUUUCAACGUAUUUUGGAGGAAACCGUUGUUGCGUGCCCCUGAUGAAAGGACUGAUUCUCCCUUUUCUUCUUAUGUAAAGGUAAUCAAACAACACGAUAUAGUUACGGCCGGCUCAGUGUUGUUAUACUAAGUUCAGAAAACUCCUGUUUCCCCCAUCUACAACUACGUAAUCAGUGCAGCUGAGGUUGUAAUUUCCGCUUACAUCGACUGCAACUAAAUAGCUUGACAACUUCUUGGCGAAACUUCGGGCAGCGCAUGGUAUAGAUCAAAGGAUUCGCCGCUGAACCAACGAGCGCGAUCAACAUCGACAGCAACUCGAAUUUCAAGGUUUUUUGGUCGUCUGCAUGAUAUCCUGUCACAAUCAUCCGCACAAAAGUAGGAGACCAAGUAAUGAAGAAUACAACAGUUACAAGAAUAAAAAGGCUUGUCAACUUUUUCCGGGCUUUUAAAAGCGCAACAUUUACGUUCGGUUCCGCUUUAGACCAAGCAUAGCAAAUAACUCGUGAAUAAGAGAAAACCAUAGACGCAGUCGGCAAAAUGAAGCCAAAUAUGAAAAGAACAAUUGAAUACGUCGUGUUAAAAGUUUCGAGCCAAGCGGUUGUACGUGAGGCUCUUGUUAUCCUGUUUGCUCUUUCUUUGGCAACACUUGAAUAUCUCUCAAAGGUAAUGUAAUAACCCGGUGCACUUAAAACAGCUGCCACAAAAAAUAUUGCGCACACUAAUUUACGCAUGAAAGUUUUCGUCACUUUUCUCAUGUGUACAAAUGGUUUGAGAAUCGCAUAGUACCUUUCCAUUGAUAAGGUUGCAAGAAUAUAAAUUGAGCUCAAUGCGUCGAAAGUAAAAUCGGCAGUCGCAUUAGAGGCGUCUUUUGAAAGGAGAACGAAGCUGGUCAAAACCUCGACUGAAAAGCACAGAUCGGCGCUUGAAAGAGCUUGUAAAAGAAAAGUGUUCGGACAUUCCCGUAGCCUCUUGUUUUUCUGAAUAAUGACUAUGACCAUUAGAUUUCCCAAAACAUUGUAAAGGUAGAUUGGAAUAGUGGUGUAAAUUAUGAUUGAAGAAAACAUUGAAACCAUUUGAAGAAAAAAGAUGAACUUGAGGGCGAAAUGUUGGGAUUCAAAUGAUCGUAUGCAGUUAUCGAAAGUUGCACCCAAAAGGAGCUUUCUUUAUAAACAUACAGAUAAAUUUUGGCCGACCCCCUCUAAGUGUUUGUACAACAAGGAAAGGUGUUCCUUUUAAAACGAAGUUUUAUUAAGAGUACUUCUUUUUAAUUGCUCGGCAACAAUAAUGUUUACCUUGCGCGAAAAAACUGCCAUAAAAUGAGAAAACCUUAGGAAAUUAAUUAAGAAGGUGCAGAUGUUCACAGAUGGUCCCUUGUGUUUGAAUUUGUUUCAGUCAACUGGAAUUGCGGCUUAACCCUAUUUUUCCUUGAGUGGACGCUUUUAUUGCUUUUGCUGUUUUACCAAAAGUUACUAUUCGAAAUCAGCGAUGUAAAGGAAAAAUAAAGAAAAAAAAUGAACAAAAUCUGUCAAUAUAAAUGCUGUAUACUUAGGGUGCGUUCGAUUGAGAAAUCCGGAUUUAGAUUUUCAAAAUCUAAAUCUGGAUUUCCCAAUCGAACGCGAAAUCCGAAAACGGAUUUUACCUCCGAGAAAUCCGUCCUCGGGGUGGAUUUCAAUUAAGAAAUCCAAUUCCGGAUUUUUUGGAUUUCCCUUUUUGUCGUUCGAUUGGGAAAUCCGAAAAACGGGAUUUGCAAAACUGUUCUCGUGAACAGCGGUCUUCUUUUUACUGAUUAUGUGCAUGCAGGACCGCUGUUCCAGAGGACAGUUUUUCAAAUCCUUUUUCGGAUUUCCCAAUCCAACGGUAAAAAGGAAAAUCCAAAAAAUAAAUAUUUCAGCGCUGAAAUCCGUUUUCGGAUUUCGCGUUCGAUUGCAAAUCCGAAAUCCGGAUUUUAAAAUCUAAAUCCAGAUUUCCCAAUCGAACGCACCCUUAGAAAGCGAGCGAAGAGUUUCCACUCUGAUAUGCCAUAUACUAUUUUUCGUUUGAUUUUUAGGGGCUCACGAUGCUUGCAAGUUUUUCAAAACGGAGUGUUUGCCAAGUGAAUACUGCGUUCCGCGGGUGCUGUCGGGAAUGGUCUGGCCAGGAGAAUACAAAUGCCUUUGUAGAAAGGGUUGGAAAAAAGUUCGCGGGCGCGGAUGUGUUGGUAAGGUAGAGACUGGUAUUUGCGCAUGCACCGAUGAAAAAAAAUGUGCGAAUCUUUGUUUCCUUUUAAAUUGUUCCAGAACGACUGCCUGAUAUAAAGAGAAAGAAAAAUACCAAGAAAUCAUUAAUUGAUUCUUUAUACGUAAGAAAUAGGAAUAACUCGUUUGCUUGGGUAUGUUAAACUGAAAACAAACUAAAAGGAAGCAAAACAAAACGAAAACACAAAAUAGAAAAUGUCGCGUACAGCGGCUUGUGUACUUGCAGGUAACCUUACAUUGGCAACAGUCAUAUGGUUUCUGGCUCGAAGCUGGCUCUAUUUCAGGUUACGAUGUUGCAGUGUAUUUGUUUUCAAUAUUCCUUUACCGUCACUUGCUCUUCAUAAAAAAUUGUUUGUCAUUUGCCACCACCCUCAUUCAUUUCAUUGUACCUCUGUAUUUAUUGACGGCGUUGACAGCAAGACGUCAUUACUCGAGUAUAGACCUUUUUAGCUUUUGUUUUCCCAAUUUAGACCACGUGAUGUUUUCCAGGGAAUUUGCCUUUUGUCUUUUCAUAAAUCAUGCAUUCAAUUUCCGAGUAAAUACACGUGCAAAGGACGAUAUUUGAAAGAAACAGUUAUGGUCUUAAAUGGGAAAACAUAACAUACAAGAUAAAAAGGUCUAUUAAGCUCGACACAAUCCCUAGCCUAUACUCUGCCAAACCGAUGUUCUUGUUGCAGACAUUGACGAAUGCGGUGCAACGUUCUCUCCGUGCAGAUGGUGGGCUAUUUGUGUUAACACACUUGGAAGUUACUCGUGUCAUUGCCGGAAGGGCUAUAGGGGCAAACAAUGUGAUGUCGGUAAGUAUUCGGUGUACAUAAACAGGAGUUUACCAGUGCUUCCUCUGCGAUGCACCGAGUCCGGUUCACUUACCAAGCUUCAGGGGAUCAAGCGAAAUAUUGGAUUGAUGUUCUAAUCUUACAUCAAUGCAAUUGUUUGCUGUGGUUACCCGAUAUGACACCAUAUGUGACAAGAUGCAAUCGUUGUUUUUAUUGCCACACCUCGUGAAAGUUCUCUUUUUUUUGGAGAAAAUUGCAUAUUCAAGGCAUUAUUUAUUAUCUCUUUUGCCCCAAUUCUAGAACCUUCCUAACUCGAGAGAAUUCAAAAUGGCGGAUUCAUGAUUGCUCACUUGAUAUGAUAACGUGAUUUCCAUAUGAAAUGACGUCAUCGAGUUACGUAAACUAUCAUACCUUCAAUAAUAAUUAUUAUUUAUUCAUUUACAGUGCGCUUUUUAACAUACUAGGUCACUCUCAUAGGUCUAAGGCUCAAUAAAUUUUAAAUAUCACUAUGGAGAGGUCGAGGGUUCCAUGUCGAACAUACUGUGGCCUACUAAGUUUUUUAAAGGCUUCAUUCAUUGAACGUUGUUCAUUUCUCAGAUAUUGAUGAAUGUCAGAUGAAACCGUGCCCAGAUAACAGCAUCUGUCAAAACACACCUGGCAGUUUUAAUUGUACUUGUCAACCCGGUUUUUCAGGCAAAAGUUGCUCAGGUAGGAAUUAUUAUAGCGUAUUUCACAUAUAAUGAAUCGAAUAAUCCCUGAUUAUCGUGAAGAACGCGAUAUUGCCAAUUUCGCUUAUCAUUUAGUAUACCCUUUCAUGGAGGCAUGUGUGGCAGAGGAGUUAUCACCUCGAACUCUAGAUCUAGAGGUUCGGGUUUCCAGCCUCGCCCGUCGCUUAGCUCCUUAGACAAUAAACGUUACUCCACUUUGUUGUUUACUUCACCCAGGUGUAUAAAUGGGUACCAUCGACAUACUGCUUGAGGGUAAACCUGCGAUGGACUUGUCCAGGGGGGAGUAGCAAUACUCCUAGGCAUGCUUCAUGCUAGGGAAACCGGGAUAAGCUCCGAUCUUUUGGGCCUUUUUCUGGUGUGCGCCUUUACCUUACCUUUUUGAUUCUCAACAACUAUGAAAUUGUAGCUUAUGUUGUGAGAAACAUACAUGUAUUACAUAUAAAAUAAUUACCGAAGACAUAGGCAGUAUAAGAUCUCAAGCAGUUUAAGGCCUGUGACUUAGGGUUUACUUUUGGAAAAUGAUUUAUUGGCUAUAACUUCGGUAUAGAUGAUGACGCUAAAUCAGAAUUUGGCACAAAUAAGGAACUCAUCGUCCUUAACAUUUUUAAGUAUGAAUAUUGUGUGCUAAAAAUCAUAAAUUAUUGACCAAUUGGUGGCCGGUUUACAAACAAAAAAUCGAGCGAUAGCAUUUCUCUAAUUCAUAUUAAAUAUUUCUAACACUUGAGGCUUGGAGUGACCGUCCUUUGCACUUCAAUAAAUAAUUAUGAGGGAAAACACCAUUUCAAUCUUGAAUCAUUUAAAAUUUAAAUUUUAAAUUUCAUGUACAUUCAUUCCAAACGUAGAAAGUUAGGUACGUUUAUCCUCUUUCAGAAAUGCAAUUUGAGUACCCAUUUAAACAAAGUAAAUUCGCCACCAAUUCGCCAAUUUCCUUCAUUUUCAAUUUUUGGUCACGUGAGGUGCCACAUGACAAUAACUAAACGUGAAGUCGCAAGAAAACCUACCUUUGGGGAAAAAUUCAUUUUGUCCUGGGUCUCCUAGCGAGAGAGAUUGCUAAUCAUUCAUAUACUUUGAACACACCUUUAACCCAGGCCUUAAAGAUGCAUCUACCCCGCAUAUCCCAGGAUCUUUUUGUUUUGAAAAAGGGAAAAGGCACUCACAUUUUUUCAUUUUAAAAUCCUUGGGGAAGAGGUUCAAGAUGCAUUGCAUAAGACGAGUAGAAUGAGCACUGAGACUGGCUUUGCAUGAAGUUACCCAACAAGACCAUACUAGGUUGAUAUAUAUGCCACAUUCACGUUCUACAUUCUGAGAGGAUUCAGCGAUGUUAAGGGAGUAGUUUUGUGCGGAAUUAUCACAUAGAAAAUUCGUGGUGAAGAUACUUUACAAUUAGAGAGCGUACAGUACAAAUGCGUACUCCAGGCAGAGAGAAUUUCAAAUAAGAUUAGUAUUUGUUUGAUUGCUUUAGAAGUUUCAGGAAUGGACUCAUCGUCCAAGAAUGAGCCAAUCAUCACAUUUCAAGUCGUAAAGCAACACGCUGUGAAAGAAAUUUCCAUCCCUCGACACAAGCCUGUAACGGUCAUUCGCAAGGCCGUGCACAUUACAGACUCUGGAUCUAAAGAGAAGGCAAUCAUGGGAUCACUAAUUGCGACGCUCAACCUUUUGGGAAUAUUUUUUUAUUGGUAAGAAGACACGGGCUGUUUUCCGUCCUUAAAUAUUUUUUAAUAAGGGAUUAUAUAUUUAACACUGAAUUUGAUUUACUUCAAUUGACCACACGAACAGGGACUUUUCAUUUUCCUGGCACCAAAUGAGACUUUUCGUCUUUGUCUUGGAAGAAAACAAUCACGGUUUUGCUCCCGCGAUGUGAGUUGAAGCUCGCCAAAUUUGCAGCUAAAGGUUGCUUUUAGAAGUUCUACGCUUUCUUCUCUCCCGCAGCGCGGCUUAAAGGCGCUUUUUGUUUCGGGACAAUCUGCUCAGGUGCUUGGCAUGAAGGAUAUUCAGUUGGCUAGCUUUCGCGACUGCAAUCACUUGAUCCGCGUAAAUCCAUUUGGACAUCUCCUCCUAUAAUUGACACCUUGUUUACCACCCAAAAUUUUUGCAUUACUUUUGUUUUUAAUUGCUCCUAAGUAUGACAGUCGUCCAACAAGAAUUUGAGGGCAUCAAGAGUAGAGUAUGGGAGACUGAUGUGCAAAUGUCGAUGAAUGUUCCAUCGAGCCUUUGUCGGAACUAAGAGAGAGCUACCACAAGAUGGGAUUAAUUCUGGUACCCAACCUCCUAUCAGAAAUCACGUUAUUUCGUUGUAUUGUUGUUAGAAGCUCAGAUUAAAAUGUCUGCUAUGUUUACUUUGAUCCUUUGAAUCUUCUUGUGGGCAGUAAAACAGCCCAUGCUUACAGGAACAGGAGUAUUUUAUUUGUGAAGGAUAGAAAGGAUUAGACACGCGUGCUUCGCGCAAGAUUCUCGUCCCGUGCAGUCUAAUCUUUUAACUGAUCAUUUCUUGUUUACCGUAGGAGACAAAGGAAGAAAAAGAGAAAUGAGGAAUUUAAAAAAGAGGGCGAACAAGACAAUUUAUCCUCUCAACUUCUGGAGACGGAGGAAAGAAAUUCAAGCUUUGGAGCGGUUUCGGUAGAAGAAGAAAUUUUUCCUAGCACUCAAAUGUUGGUAAACAAGGAAACUGUUUCAAACUCUUCAUUGUUAGAUAAAGAGUCUGUUUCUCACAAUAUGCUGUUAGAAAAUAUCGUACCGACAGGCGUUGAUUCAUUUACGGCAAACAAGGAAAGAAUUCUUAGUGAAGAUUUAGUUGUGUCCGACUUAGAUCAGACGAUUAGAGGAAGAGAAAGUACAAUCAAAAGUCAGUCAUUGUCUGAAAUAGCUUCUCAAAGUUGUGAAAGAUUUAAAAGCAAAGGAGAUCUUCAAAUCGAUCUAAGUAAGGGAAGCAAAGAGAAAGUUUUAAGCAAUCACGUAUUGGUAGAUAGGGAAACAACUGGAAAUUUUCAAAUUUUGGAUAACAACCCUUAG